Durusdinium trenchii is the source of this 1761-nucleotide messenger RNA. NCBI's taxonomy places the organism in Eukaryota, Dinophyceae, Suessiales, Symbiodiniaceae. The record is from the annotation of a GenBank genome assembly.
AGGAAGCUGAGAAGCCUCAAGACGACUGCUGACGCACCUGACUUGAUUCCCAUGGCUCCCAAAACCGCGCCAAAGGCUGAGGCCAAACCCAAGGCAAAAGCUGACGCGAAGGCAAAGGGAAAGGCCAAGGCGAAGAAGGAGGAGGCGCCAGAGGAGGAGAAGAACAAGGUGCCCCAGCCUGAUAAGGCCGAGCACGAUGCCAAGGUCCAGAAGGUUCAGGACGAGAUUGACAAGCUGACCAAGAAGCAGAAGGACUUAACCGAGAAAAUCCAGCAGCGUUCCAGUGGAAAGGAGGAGUUCUAUGCCAAGAAGACCGAGCUACGCACACAGCUGGAUGAGUUCACUGCGAAGAUGGAUGAACUGCAGGCCAAGAAGGAGGACAUCGACAAGGCCGUUGGCAGCAAGCGUGAGGAGGGCCGUGAGAUGCGCUCGCAGCUGAACACGAUGAAGAAGACCAUCGGCUACAAAAACGAGCAAGAGAUCGACAACCGCAUCGCCAGCAUUGAGUUCCAGCUUUGCACUGAGUCGGUUCCCCUCAAGGAAGAGAAGAAGCUGUUGGCCGAGAUUGCGCUGCUGAAGAAGAACCGCUCCAAGGUCAGCACGGUGCAGCAGAUGGAACAGACCUUGGCGACCUUUGAUCCUGGCAUGUCCAUGAAGGAGCAGAAGGCGGCCAUCAAUCAGGAGAUGCAGCAGUACCGUGAGGAGAAGAAAAAGAUCCAGGAAAAGAUGUCGGAGUUGCAAGAGAGCCGCAAAGCGCAGCUGGGUGACAUGUCAGACAUCAUUGAGAAGCGUGAUGCGUUGGGCCGUGAGAUCCAGGAGAAGUACAAGGAGAAAAGCGAGAUCCGUGACGAGUUCCGCCAGAAGGAACGCGAGUACAAAGCCUACAUCGAUGAGCAGAGGAAGGCUCGCCAGGAGAAGAUCAUGGCCGAGAAGGCCGAGCGCCAGAAGGAGAUCGACCUCCGCCGCAAAGAGCGCCAGGCGAAGGAGUUGGACAUCCAGCCCUACAUUUCCGAGAUGACCCUCAUUGAGCAGACCAUCCUCUUCUGCAAGAACCUGGUGCAGACGAAGACCGAGGAUAAGAAGGACGAGAAGAAGGAGGUUGUUCACAACAACCCCGAGGGCUCUGAGGUGCUCCUCCGGAAAGAGGACCGAGACGAGGAGUUCUACUUUGCACCCACCAAGAACAAAAAGAACAAGAGCAAGGCCAAGAGCAGCAGUGAGCCUGCUGCCAAGCCCAUCAAGCACAAUGCCAACACCUUCAGCCUGUUCAAGCAACUUGAGCUGGAUGCUCCCCUUUCCACGGAUGAUGUCCCACUCCUUCUGGAGAAGUUGGAUGCGAUGCUGGAGGACUACAAAGUGAAGGUGAAGGAGUGGGAAGCGACCAAAGAGGAGCAGAAGAGGCGCAUCAUGGAAGGCUUGGCAGAAAUCGAGGAGAAAAAGGCGGCCAGGGAGGCUGAGGCAGCUGAUGAGGAGGCUGAGGAAAAAGAGGAGAAGGAGGAAAAGGAGGAGAAGGAAGAAGGCAAGGAUGAAAGCAAAGAGGAGGAGGCUGAAGAGUGAGGUUUUGGACAGUCAGGUGCAAGUCAGACAGGAGGCCGGUGGUCGUUUGAACCAGACGACGAGACAUCUUUGAGCCCGCCGGACCUUCUCAGAGCAGAACUUGAGGCAAAAGAGCUGCGUCAACAUGUUUCUUGUGUCCAUUGGCCUUACGGAUGUCUACACAUGUCAUUUGCUGGAAUCAAGUAGUGUUUGAUUUGUGCGGAG